Messenger RNA from Stegastes partitus (bicolor damselfish), 1273 nucleotides. It is a transcript of the gene ptpmt1, whose product is annotated as protein tyrosine phosphatase mitochondrial 1. NCBI's taxonomy places the organism in Eukaryota, Metazoa, Chordata, Actinopteri, Pomacentridae. Bases 141 to 689 code for a protein of 182 amino acids. Gene Ontology annotation, molecular function: phosphatidylglycerophosphatase activity; phosphatidylinositol-4,5-bisphosphate 5-phosphatase activity; phosphoprotein phosphatase activity. Gene Ontology annotation, biological process: protein dephosphorylation. The transcript is spliced from 4 exons. The record is from RefSeq and is a predicted model, not a curated record.
GUCUGCAGUAAAUUUCACCAGAAGAAGAAGAAGAAGAACACAUGCCGACAGGUCGGACUUGACAACACUGACUUCCACAGUGAUGAGAAGAUAACCGAGUCCACGGUUUUGCUUUUAUUUGUGGUUCAAACAGCGCAGCCAUGUCCGGAGCGUUAGCGCGGCUGCUCUUCUACCCGACGUUAGCCUACAACGUUGUCAUGGAGAAGGUUUCGUCCAGACGGUGGUUCGACCGAGUGGACGAGACGGUGAUUCUGGGAGCGCUGCCCUUCAGGUCCAUGACCAAACAGUUGGUAGAAGCAGAAAAUGUUCGAGGGGUUAUCACCAUGAAUGAGGAGUAUGAGACCAAAUAUUUCUGCAACUCAAGCGAGGAGUGGCAGGCGGCUGGUGUGGAGCAGCUCAGGCUGAGCACCGUGGACCUCACCGGCGUUCCCAGCCUGGAGAACCUGCACAGAGGCGUGGACUUCGCCCUGCAGCAAAGAGAGCAGGGGAGCAGCGUGUAUGUCCACUGCAAGGCUGGACGAUCCCGCAGCGCCACACUAGCUGCUGCGUACCUCAUACGGUUGCACUGCUGGACUCCAGAGGAGGCCUGUCAGAAGCUGGCGUCUGUCCGACCACACGUCCUGGUGCGCUCGGCUCAGCUGGAGAUGCUGAGGACUUACUACCAGCAGGUGUGUGUGGAGUCCAGCUGAGAGAGCAGAACCUCAUUAUGUUCCCACUGAAGCUGGACGACUGGACUCAGCCUUGAUUAAAGACACAGCUGCUGUCUUUUCAGCCAGUCGUGCACAUCGUAACGAACAACUACUGAAGAGUGAAGGUCAAACAGAUCGUUUACACCUGUGGUUUUAAAUCAGAGUUACUUAGGUUUUACUGUACAUGGCAGGCUUUUAUUUGGUAAUGACAAAUCAGCUGGCAAAAAAGACAUUCAAAUCAUAAUAGCUGAAUUGUUUUUGUAACUCUGAAUGCAUGAUUUGGGCUAAAAUGUUACUGUUUUCCAGCCUCAUCCUCAUGUUUUAGCCAACGAUAUCUCCAAGUUCUGUAACACAAGCAUCACCGCUGCUUGUGUCUUUAAUUAUUAAACACUCCACUUCACGCUUAUUGCAUUUAGCUGCAAUUUGAACAACAAGGCGAGGACAUUUUAGUGAACAAUACAUAGAGAAAGCAGUAACUGUGAGCUAUACAAAACAUUUUAUGUUACUGUAUCAUGUUUUCCUACAGUGCCUCAUAACAUUAAAACUCUGUAAAUGAUGUGAAAUAAAUAUUUGUGGCAUAUGAA